GGAAGAGAAACACAACAUUUGUUUUUUUUUCAUGCAUUUAUAGAUGGUUCACAAACCUUAUAUGGCCUUUUUGAUACACGUGCACUUUUGUGGAAGACACUUACCUGGAAUGCAAAACAAAACCAUGACUUUGAAAAGUGAACAAAUAUCAGAGACAUGUAAAAGAGGUAUAUCAGAGAUAUUUUUUUUUUAUAACGGAAAUGUCCCCUACCAUUUUUGGAAGUGGAACAUUUAGCCAAACUCUAAUGUGAGUUCUAAAAAGCAAGAACAUUGUAACUGGAACUCUGAAGCAGGUCAAUAAAGGAACAUAGGAACUGAGAUGGAGACAGUGCCUCAGAUGGAUUUAGAGCCAGACAACGAAAAAGUGCAAUCGUAGAGGAGGGAGGAGGAGGAGGAGAAAGAGUUGAUUCAAAAAAGCAGGACGAUUUCCUAACAGACGAGCCAAGUCCUGGGCAUUCCCAGAAAGCUCAGUGCAGGAUGGUCUCCAUGGAAACAGCUGGCGAAACGGCUGUCAUGGCCAAAGUUCAAUGAGCAAGAAGUGAAAGCUCUGUACUCCGGAGUAGAGUGACACCAGAGGACUACGGGAACAGAAUGUGUCACCGGUCUGUGAAACACAACAAAGAAUCCUCAAUAGCUGUGUUGUGCAGUUCUGUGCAGCUGGCACCCCAGACCUCCAGGUUUUGACCCAUAGUGUGAAGCUUCUCGAGCACAGCCUGAGAGACAACGUCAGCUCCUUUACUGAGUCUGAGAGCUUGCUGCACAACAGAGAGCUGGAGGUGCCAGAGCAGAGCCUGCUACAGAAGGUGGAGGACCUCACAGCACACUCAGUCCUCCACUGUCCCAGCAUGCAGCGACUGGACGAGCGGCUCCACGUACUCAGGGGGGAGGUGUGCUUCAUGUACCAGGAGAAGGAGUAUAGGAAUCGUGUGUGUGGAGGGAGAGGCUACAGUGCUGCCAGGCCCAGCUCAGGGCUAAAGAGGAGGAGAUGGGUUGCCAGUCUCAGUACUUUGAGCACUUUAAGAGCCAGCUGCAGCACAAGUUUGGCCUGGCCAGAGACGAUGAGCAGGGCCUGCAGACCAGAGUCCACCAGCUGGAGAGACAUGUUCUGGAGAUGUCUGUAUCUUCAUCCACCAACAUAGCCACUGUCAACGCAGCUAGCGUUAACUACCCUGUCAUGGUGCCAACGGUACACAGGGUCCAAAGACUGGCCCACCCAAGGGAGGAAAGAAAGGAGGAGAAUGGGGAGGGUGAGGAGGAAAAUACACAGUGGAGACGCUACGGACAGCACCUCCAGCAGAAGCAGGGAGAGGAUGAAAUAGAAAUAGAGGAAGAAAGAGAGGGGGAGAGAGAGAGCGUGAGGGAGAGGGGGGUGAGGACAGACGGAGCGGCUUCAUCCUCAGCCUCCAGGAGGACUUCUGGGCUGUUGGAGAAGGAGGAGCAGGGGCUGGAGGAGCGGAGGGGGCUGUUGGAAAAGCUGCAGGAUGCGCAGCAGAAUGGCCACUUCCUGUCGUCUAAGGUGGAGGAAAUGAGGACGGUGGUCAACAGGCUCAAGCUGAAUGAGAGCUCCAUGACGGAGGAGGUGGAGGAACUGCAAGAGGAGAACCAGAGACUGUAAGAGGCUCAGCCACACCCUGAGACCGAUCAACCACAGCCCGGGCUCUACUGACCCCCGUCUCUACCCCCAGCCCAGGGACUCCAGCCCCAGCCUGGCUACUGCCCUGCCAAACACCCCUGCCCUGGCUCAACCAGUCCCCUGCCACGUGGACAACACUGACCCAGUGAGUGAUGACAUUGAAGCUAAUGUGGAGUUGACUCUUAAUCAGUAGUAGAUCUUAAGUCUAAAUUGUUGAAGAGUUCGGCCUCAAGAAUGUAAAAUGAGUACAAUUACAAGCAAAUUGUACAAUGGAUUAUAAUGUGGGAUUGUCAUGGGUUUAGCUGCACAGUGGAAUGUUGAUCUGAUUAACUACAGAGGAACUAAAGAGUGUGGCUGGCUUGUGUGUUUGAGACUGGGAGCCUGGGGGACUGGUGUCUUGGUCCUGGGGGCUUCCCCUCUCUCAACCUGAGAGAGGAGACUGAAGCACUGAGAGAGGCUUACUGGAGCAUGGGGGCGACGUGGACUCACUCCGGGACCACAGGGACCAGCUGGAGAGCACGCUCUGACACACACAGGACCAGCUGCACAGGGUGACAGAGGAAAACGCCCGACUGAAAUGUAAACUCAGGGAGCAGGGAGGAACGGGGGCCUGUGAGGCGGAGCGGGGGUGCAAGCUAGGAAGGAAAAGCAUGACAGGAAAUGCCCAGGAAAACAAGGUGCCAUUUCAUAACCUAAUUCCCCAGGUUAGCAGAAAGCUUACCACAACUCCAACCCAGAAUAAUACUACCCUAGUCUUAGCCGAUCAUGACCUAACCCUGUAUGCCUUAGCCCUGGAUGACCUAGCUCUAACUUUGCACCAGGAGAACCAAGGCAUAGGGCAGGCGUAUCAAGGAGCUCCUGCCCCACAUAGAGAGCCGGGAUAGUAAGGAUAGUGAGAGGAAGCUAGAGAGAGAGAACUGGAGCAGGAGAACCAGGAGCAGGGAGGUCUUAUAACCGAGCUAACCAGGAAGACUGAGGAUGACCUCAACACUAUCAUGGAGCUGCAGCAGAGACUGACUGAGAGCGGUCAGCUAGGUCUACAACAGGGUGACCAUGGUUUGACCACUGUGUCAGCGUGUGGUCAAAAGGGUGAGCAUGCGGUCGGGUCAGUGUUCGCUCAACAGGGUCAACCCCCGGUAGGGUUUGUGACCAGUCUACAAGGUGAUCACAUGCCAGGGUCGGUGAAUAGUGGUGAACUACAGGUUGACCACACUCAGUGAUCUCAAAGGGGAAAGGGAACAGGUUUCCCCUCUCACUCAGGUGUCAGACAGGGAAACACCAGCUAACACGCUCCGUGUGGGUUCUGGAAGAAGAACGCAACCGGGUCAAUCAGGAACUCUGCGGUUUAAAAGAAGAGCAAGUACAGUGUACAAGGUCUGAAAGAUAAGAGACAAGGUGGUAUGGUCAAUGUGUGGUUUAAAAGAGGAGAAUGACCAGCUAGUUCAGUCAAUGUCUGGUUUCUACAAGGAGAGAGACCAGCUAAUUCCGUCCAAUGUCUGGUUUCUACAAGGAGAGAGUCUUUCUAGUUCAGUCCAAUGUCUUGUUUAAAGGGGGAGAGAGACGAGCUCUCACAGUCUCUCUUCAGUCAAGAAGAUGAGAGACCAACCUAACGAGUCACUCCACAAUCUAGAAGAGGAGCGAGACCAGUUGAUGCAAUCCAUGUGGGGUUUAAAGGGACAGAGAGACUAUCUAACACGGACACUCAGCCUUCUAGAGCAGGAGAGAGACAAACUGCCUUCAAACAGAAGACAGAGACCCAGUCAACCAGUUUAAAGAAGAGCGAGAGCAGUUGGUUCAGUCAAUGGCUGUUGUGCGCGAACAGAGAGAGCAUCUCACAGCGGAGAGAGAGACCAGUUGCAGAUGGACGUCGCUCCUUUACGGAAUCAGCUACUGUCACAGGGGCGGAGUCACAACCAGCGGGUACUCUGAGAACCACGUUGGCGUGGCAACACACAUAGAGGGUGUGGCUACAAAGAGCGGGGUCGCUGUGCCAAAAUACGGAUGAUGACGUUGUUCAGAGAAGUCUGGCCACGGUCUACUCCUACAAGACCAUCCGCCUGGGGCAGUCUGCACAGGGAACACUUGGAAGAGGUGACAAGUGGUGCAGAGUGAACUGAUGGAGGAGAUCAAGUCGUUGGGGGAAGAACACAGGUGGUCACGAGACGAACUGGAGAAGAACCAAUCGGAGGAUCUCCCAUCCAAGACCAGACACCAGGUUUACUCCAGUCCCCCACCAGGUCAGGGAAACUAUCCAGGUUACCCCAAACCUUGCUGCUCUCAACCGACCCAAGCAUACCCCCAUAACAGCUACCCCUUCUACUAGUACUACUACUACUACUACU
Molecule: messenger RNA, 3975 nt
Organism: Oncorhynchus masou masou (cherry salmon)
Lineage: Eukaryota; Metazoa; Chordata; Actinopteri; Salmoniformes; Salmonidae
Product: trichohyalin-like
Exons: 6
Coding region: 986-1615 (209 amino acids)
Source: RefSeq, a predicted model, not a curated record